CCCAAGCAGGCUCUGUGUUGUCAGCCCAACAUGAGGUUCCAUCCUAUGAACCAUGAGAUCAUGACCUGAACUGAAAUAAAGAGUUGGAUGCUUAACUGACUGAGCCACCGAGGCACCCCUACCCUGUCUUUUAAUUUGGUUGAGAGAAGGUAACACAAGUGGGGACAAGAAAAAAAAAAAAAAGGGCCAACUAACUUGAAAGUACAGAAGAAUCCAGCUAUGAGAAAAAGAGUCAAAUUAAGCUGCUGGUUGAGGUAAUGGCUGCCUCAACCAUAACUGACAAUUCAUGAUUUAGCUAAAAUUGCUAAAGGGUUCAUAAAUUAUAAAAAUGUUUCACUGUAAAUCUUACCUCUGCUAUGAGGACUCAUCAUAGAUAAGUGGUCCGGGGAACCCGGCAGGGGUUGCUUUUCUGCUCCCAGUGUAUAUGUGUGUGUAUGUGUGUGUGUGUGUGUGUGUGUGCUUAAAUGAGAUUUACAACAGGUUUUCAUGGAGAAUUUUUUUAUGCAAUACAGGAACAGGAUCCAUUUGACAUCUAACCUUGGAAAUAUUGGCAGUUUAAAAAAAUUUUUUUUAAUGUUUAGUUUUGAGAGACAGAGACAGAGUGCAAGUGGGGGGAGGGGCAGAGGGAGAAGGAGACACAGAAUCCGAAGCAGGCUCCAGGCUCCAAGCUGUCAGCACAGAGCCCGAUGUGGGGUUUGAACUCAUGAACUGUGAGAUUGUGACCUGAGCCAAAGUUGGACACUUAACUGAGCCAACCACGCUCCCCAAGGCAGUUUUUCUUAAACAAUUCAGUACCUCAACUGCUGCUUUUUCAUUUUGUAUACUGCAAGUUCCCAAGCAACUCAAAUUUGCAAACACAGCUAUGGAUACAAUAUUUGCUUUACAGUAGUUACCUGGGAAUCUAGGUCUCUGUUUUUUUGUUAUUUUCCCCUCCCCUCCAUUUCUUGAUCAUAUACAACUAGCAACACUUAGGGUUAGAAGUUGAUUUACAAGUUUCUAAGUCUGUGGCUGAUGGUUUGUAGCCUCUAGUUUGAAGCAAGAAAAGAAUGAGUAGUCAGGAACUAGUCACUUUGAAUGUGGGAGGGAAGAUAUUCACAACAAGAUUUUCUACCAUAAAGCAGUUUCCUGCCUCUCGGUUGACAAGAAUGAUAGAUGGCAGAGACCAAGAAUUCAAGAUGGUUGAUGGCCAGAUUUUUGUGGACAGAGAUGGUGUUUUAUUUAGUUUCAUCUUAGAUUUUUUGAGAACUCACCAGCUUUUAUUACCCACUGACUUUUCAGACUAUCAUAGGCUUCAGAGAGAGGCUCUUUUCUAUGAACUGGAUCCUCUGAUUGAUCUCUUAAACCAAGAACACUUGCUACAGCCAAGACCUGCUUUUUUGGAGGUGCAUUUCCUAAGCCGAAACACUCAAGCUUUUUUCAGGGUAUUUGGCUCUUGCAGCAAAACAAUUGAGAUGCUAACUGGGAGGAUUACAGUGUUUAUAGAGCAACCUUCAGCAAUGACCUGGAGUAGUAACUCUUUCCCUCCUCAGAUGACUUUACUUCCACUGCCUCCACAAAGACCUUCUUACCACGACCUGGUUUUCCAGUGUGGCUCUGACAGCACUACUGAUAACCAAACUGGAGUCAGGUAUGUUUCUAUAAAACCUGAUAAUCGAAAAUUGGCCAAUGGAACUAACGUCCUCGGCUUACUAAUCGACACUUUAUUAAUGGAAGGCUUCCAUCUAGUCAGUGCUAGAACAUUAUCUUCUGAAGACAAAACUGAAUGCUAUAGCUUUCAAAGGAUAAAAAGGCCUGAAGCUUUCACCAUGAACAAAACACUGAAACCAGAGACUACCAUCAUAUCAGAGCAAUCUCAGAAAAAAAAGUGAGAUUCUCUAUUCUCUUUUAGAGUGAAGAGAAUUGCCAUUUUCUUGUUUGGAAAUUCUGUAUUUAUGGCAUAUAUGUUAGUCAAAUAUGUACUCAGCUUAACUUGUGGCCUUGUCUCCUAGCAUGCCUUCUCUGGCAACCAUAUCUCAAUCGUGUUUAGGCCAUACUAACUGCUUGUUCUCUAAGUAACAACAUGCACUUGGUCCUUUGGCACAUGUUUCUUCUACCUUCAAUGUAUCUUUCCCUUUCUUUUCUUCAUGAACACUUACACAGCUUUCAAGAGUGCGUUCUGGAAUCAGAAUGCUUGAUUUCUAAUCCCAACUCAAUCAAUUACUAGCUAUACAACUUGGGCAAGUUAUUUAAGUUUUCUGUGCCUCAACUUCUUUAUCACGUGGGGAUAAUAUAUCUCCCUUGUAGGAUAUGUGAAAAUAAAAGGAAAUAACGUAUUCAACACA
This is a messenger RNA of Felis catus (domestic cat), 2321 nucleotides long. It is a transcript of the gene KCNRG, whose product is annotated as potassium channel regulator. Gene Ontology annotation, cellular component: endoplasmic reticulum. Gene Ontology annotation, biological process: negative regulation of delayed rectifier potassium channel activity; protein homooligomerization. Lineage: Eukaryota; Metazoa; Chordata; Mammalia; Carnivora; Felidae. The record is from RefSeq and is a predicted model, not a curated record. The transcript is spliced from 2 exons. Bases 1047 to 1868 code for a protein of 273 amino acids.